CAGCCCUGCCCUCGCCACUGUCCUGCUGACUUUGCUGCUGGGCGGUGCAGCCCAGGCCGCGGAGAUCGUGGGCGGGCGGGAGGCGCAGCCCCACUCGCGGCCCUACAUGGCGUCCCUGCAGGUGCGGGGCACCCGGGGCAGCCACUUCUGCGGCGGCACCUUGAUCCACCCGAGCUUCGUGCUGACCGCCGCGCACUGCCUGGAGGACAUCCCGGCCCACCUGGUGAACGUGGUGCUCGGAGCGCACAACGUGCAGACACCUGAGUCCACACAGCAGCAGCUCCAGGUCGCUGAGGUGUUCCGGAACAACUACAACGCGGAGAACCACCUCAACGACAUUCUCCUCAUCCGGCUCGACCACCCGGCCAACCUCAGCGCUGAUGUCACCACAGCCCAGUUGCCCCAGCAGGGCCAGGAGCUGCCCCACGGCACCCAGUGCCUGGUCAUGGGCUGGGGCCGCCUGGGCACCAGUGCCCCAACACCCAGCGCCCUGCAGGAGCUCAAUGUCACAGUGGUCACCUUCCUGUGCCGGCCGGAAAACCUGUGCACACUCGUCCCCCGACGCAGCGCUGGCAUCUGCUUUGGAGACUCCGGUGGCCCCUUGGUCUGCAACGACACCCUCCAGGGCGUGGACUCCUUCGUGAUCGGGGGAUGUGCCAGCCGCCGAUUUCCCAACUUCUUUGCGCGUGUGGCGCUCUACGUGGACUGGAUCCACUCCGUGCUGCGUGGCACAGGGGGCGAGGGCAGUCCCGGAGCCGCCCCCUGCCACAGACCCCGUCCCAGGCACUGAGCCCAGGCGACAGGCCCUAAAGGAGGAACUUCAGGCAGAGGCAGAUCUUCACACCUCGCCCUAUGGAGACGCCAAUAAAAGUUGA
Molecule: messenger RNA, 875 nt
Organism: Lemur catta (Ring-tailed lemur)
Lineage: Eukaryota; Metazoa; Chordata; Mammalia; Primates; Lemuridae
Gene: PRTN3
Product: proteinase 3
Biological process (GO): proteolysis
Molecular function (GO): serine-type endopeptidase activity
Source: RefSeq, a predicted model, not a curated record